AUGGGCCGCCUGCUGGCCGUGACCCUCGCCUACCUGGCCUACCUGCUGGCUGCCGCCAUCGGCUCCGAGCGCCAACACCACCGCGUGCAGCACGGCCGCUGCAGCUACACCUUCAUCCUUCCCGAGGUGGAGAACUGCCAUCCCUUAAAGGACUUCCAGGUCACCAACACCCUCCAGAGGGACUCCCCGCCCGAGGCCGAGCCUGAUUCAAGCCAAUCCAAGCAGGGUAAGGCCCCGAGGGAGAGGCCUUCCUGGCAGGAGAGGAAGCUGGAGAGUCUGGAGAGUGCAAUGGAGAAUAACACCCAGUGGCUACAGAAGCUGGAGAACUUCAUCCAGGAGAAUGUGCGCACUGGGAUGGAGGAAAUAAAGAGAACUGCGGUACACAACCAGACCGCUGCCAUGCUCGAGAUGGGAACCAACCUCCUCAGCCAAUCAGCGGAGCAGACCCGCAAACUGACAGACGUGGAGACCCAGGUGUUAAACCAGACAAGUCGCUUGGAGAUCCAGCUGCUCGAAUAUUCGCUCUUCACUAACCGGCUGGAGAAACAUAUUCUCCUGCAGACUCAGGAGAUCUCACACCUCAGUGAUAAAAACAGUUUUCUGGAACAGAGGCUCUUAGCACUGGAGGCUCGGUAUGGGAGGGAGCUACAGGGCUUGCAGAGCGAAAAGCAGCAGCUUCAAGAGCUUCUGGAGAGGCAGAGUCAACUGGUCAGUCAGCUCCAGGGUGAAUUGGGCAGCUCCACGAUCAACAGCACCUUACUUCAGAGACAGCAGGCCGUGCUCACGGACACUGUUCAACAGCUGCUGGCUAUCGUCACCCACUGCAAUGAAAUCUCUAAUAUGCCCAAGGAGGAGUCAAUUAGUUUCAGGGACUGUGCGGAGAUCCUGCAAUCUGGAGUGACCGAGAGUGGAAUCUAUAGCAUACGCCUGCCCAACUCCACCCAUUCUGUCGAGGUGUUCUGUGAUAUGAAGACUAGAGGUGGCGGGUGGACAGUGCUGCAGCAUCGGACAAACGGCUCCGUGAACUUCCAUCGUGGGUGGAGAGACUACAAAAUGGGCUUUGGGGAGCUCUCUGGGGAACACUGGCUGGGGAAUGAUAUCAUCCACAAGCUGACCAGCUCCCAGGAAUACAGUCUGCAUGUCCAGCUAAAAGACAGAGAGGGGAACGAAGUCUUCUCGCAUUACGAUCGCUUCUACAUAGACGGAGAGGACAACAACUACAGCCUUCAUGCCGAGGGCUUCAGUGGCACAGCUGGACGGACCAGCAGCCUCACCCACACUGGCACCCAAUUCAGCACCAAGGACAGAGACAACGACCACUGCACCUGCAAGUGUGCUCAGCUCGCAUCAGGAGGUUGGUGGUUUGAGGCUUGUGGCCCAUCCAACCUGAACGGCAUAUAUUACCCUGCCUCAUCCAGUGUGGUUCGCUACAAUGGCAUUAAAUGGUACUAUUGGAAGGGUCCAAAUCUGAUGGCUACUAUGACAACCAUGAUGGUGCGCCCAGCGAAAUUCUGAUGGCAUGGCUUGUUCAUGAUGUCAGAUUAUGAAGUGAAUGUCAUCUCCAAUGAAUAUAAUGAACAAUACCCAGGAAAUGGUAUAUUCUGGGAGAAAAUUCGAAUCAGAUGGUUGGUGCUUUCAGCUUCUGGACAUCUUGGAGUGGUGGUCUAGCAACUGCCUGGAGACAUACACAGACUCUUAGCAAAUGACUGUGGUUUUAGUGAAUUUGUGAGCGAGGAAUUCCACUGACAAGAUCUAUUGUGUUCAGCUGAGAGAGGAAGGUGUUAGGAGGGAGAUAUCACAAGAACACAACUGAUCAAAUCAGAUUAUAAAGUUAUAUAUGACAAGUUACUCAACCCAAAACUAUUAAUUAAAUUAAAAGAUUAAUAGAUGGAUUAACCUUUAGAAACAUUUAAUGGCAACACUUAUUUUGAUAUUAAAAUAUUAAAACUUGUGUUGUGUUUCUCCACUUGCUCUAAAGUAAUUUUCAGGCAACAUGUAUAAAUAGCAAGGAGGCACAGCCAGCCAUUUGUAUAGUUUACGCAAAGUCAACUAAUUAAAAAUUAUACUCUAUACUUUAAAAGUCUUUAUUUUGAACUAAAUGCUUUAUUAACUCUGUGAUAUGUGUAAUGACUAUGUUAAGCCAUAAUUCUCCUAUGCAGUGCCCUGAUUGUAACUUUAUUUCACUGAACUGUAAAGCAUCAGUGCAGUACUAACACUGUAGUUCAAUCCAUAUGCAAUAUAAUGUUAGAUAACCUACAGUGAUAUCAAUGGCUUACCAAUGUUAAUAAAACCAAAGCAUAAAGAAAAGCAACAACAACAGGCUUUGUCCUUUGCAGUAUCUUCCAAAGGGCUCUUCAGAAUGAAACAUCCCUGAUUCUUUCCAGUCACACCUCUCAUAAAACUUUAUUUGUGAGAGACUUUGCUCAUAAAAGUACAUCAUACACUUACACUGGUGUGAUUUACUUUCAAAAAUGAAACAUUUGUAAUAACAUCUGGGAGCAAAAGCUGUAAAUUAAUUUUUUACUUUGUUGAAACAAUAAAACGAUAUAUAGUAUUUGGUGCCUAUAACCCACAGUGCCAGGUCCUUGUUCCCAUGUAGGCUACAUAAACCUCAAGAAGCCUAACAUGCUGGACUCAGGAAGUCAGAUGAGAACUGCCUUGCACAUUGAUCUGAUGAAUCAUCAUAUAACACUGGCCCCAGUGGAGCCCAUUGGAAAGCGGAUGGGUUUCACCUCGACUAACAGUGGCCUGCAUCUGCCGGUGUACGCAGGGGACAGCAGCCGCUGCUAACUGGAAGACAAGACACAAGGGUGAUGGCUGGCCAUGUCUACGUCUGCUCAUUGAUGUGCUUCAUUCACUGAAGGACAGACAGACAGACAGAACACCUAAAGAUGUCAUCUUCUCUGCCUAAUGCACUUCCCAAGUGUGAUUGAUUUCUAAGUGCUGCAAAUGUAAUACAACUGCAGAAAUUAGACAUUAAGCAUAAUGAACUGUUAGCCAGGUCUCUUUGUUUUGACAUGUCUAGCUUAUUCAAGUCUGCAUCAGAGAUACUUAAAAAAAAAGAGAAAAAUAUUUGGUUUAUGAUUAUGGAAAAAUAUAUACUAAACCAAAAACAAAAUAAUUUUUACAAAUAAAUUGAUUUUCUGUGUCUUGGUUUCAUUGAAUAUAUGAAUGACUUACCCAGGCUCAACUGCUAUCGAUUUACUACUCUAUUA
This is a messenger RNA of Xiphias gladius (swordfish), 3215 nucleotides long. It is a transcript of the gene angpt2b, whose product is annotated as angiopoietin 2b. The coding region runs from base 1 to 1515 and encodes 504 amino acids. Gene Ontology annotation, molecular function: receptor tyrosine kinase binding. The transcript is spliced from 9 exons. The record is from RefSeq and is a predicted model, not a curated record. Gene Ontology annotation, biological process: Tie signaling pathway. Lineage: Eukaryota; Metazoa; Chordata; Actinopteri; Istiophoriformes; Xiphiidae.